GGAAAGGAGACUUACGACAGUGACUGAGCUCAAGAGCAGAUCAUCUGUUAUAGAUGUCCCACAAAUGAAGUAGCUUGCUUAUACUCAUCACAACUCUAGUUUCUGCAGAAACAUUCAUCUACCAGCCAUCGACCAUGAAGAUUCUUAGCUACCUCCUAGCUUACCGAAGGUUCCUGCUCAUUGUCCUCACCCCACUGCUUUUACUUCCACUUCCACUUAUCAUCAAAACCAAAGCAGCAGAAUGUGCAUACACGUUGUUUGUAGUUGCCAUCUUCUGGCUCACAGAAGCUUUGCCGCUGGGUGUUUCAGCUUUACUCCCUGCCUUUAUGUUCCCGUUGUUUGGUAUAAUGCAAUCCAAGGAGGUGGCAUCUGCUUAUUUUAAAGACUUUCACCUGCUUCUGAUUGGAGUAAUUUGUUUGGCAACAUCAAUAGAAAAAUGGAAUUUCCACAAAAGAGUGGCUUUAAGAAUGGUGAUGCUGGUGGGUGUCAACCCUGCAUGGCUUACACUGGGUUUCAUGGUUAGCUGUGCGUUCUUGUCAAUGUGGCUCAGCAACACCUCUGCUGCUGCCAUGGUGAUGCCAAUUGUAGAGGCUGUAGCUCAGCAGAUCAUCAGAGCUGAAACAGAAGCUGAUGCACUGGAGAUGUCUUGCUCUAAUGGCUCCACCAACCCCGCACUGGAGCUAGACGAAAAUGUAGGAGAAUGUCAAAGCAGUGACUGGAAAGAGAAAGAAAAACAAGUUAAUGGAUAUGACAAUGAUGUGAGUGUUAUUGUGUGCACAACUGAAAAGGAAAAUGAAAAAGACAAGGAACAGGAAAACCUACCACCUGCUGAAACAAGGAGAAAAAGCAGAGAGGACAAAUACAGUGGGGUUUUUAAAGUGAUGUGCUUAUGUGUUGCUUAUUCUGCUACCAUUGGAGGGCUGACCACAAUCACAGGAACGUCAACUAAUCUGAUUUUUGCUGAGCACUUCAAUACACGUUACCCAGGUUGCCAGUGCAUCAAUUUUGGAUCCUGGUUUAUCCUUUCCAUCCCCAUCACAGUUAUUAUUCUGGUGCUCUCCUGGGUCUGGCUCCAGUGGCUUUUCCUUGGGUUUGAUUUUAAAAACAUGUUCAAGUGUGGCAAGAAGAAAACAGCUAGAGAAGAGGCCUCAGCACAGGUGAUUCGGGAUGAAUACAAGAAGCUUGGAUCAAUAAGCUACCCAGAAAUUGUUACACUUGUCCUAUUCAUUCUAAUGACCCUGUUGUGGUUCACCAGAGACCCUGGCUUCAUCCCAGGAUGGUCUUCACUUUUCCCAAAGUAUAAAGGCUAUGCUACAGAUUCAACAACUGCCCUAGUGAUAGGCAUCCUGUUCUUUAUUAUUCCAGCAAAAACUUUGUCCAGGGCUUCAAACGGAGAAAACACUGCUUUUGGUUACACUCCACUGAUUACUUGGAAGGAAUUUCAGUCAUGCAUGCCCUGGGAAAUAGCUAUUCUUGUUGGUGGCGGGUUUGCACUGGCAGACGGCUGUGAGGUUUCAAAACUUUCUGAGUGGGUAGCAAGUAAAUUGACCCCUCUAGGAUCGUUACCCCUGUGGCUGGUUAUCCUGAUAUCAUGCCUUAUUGUCACUUCAGUGACAGAAGUGGCCAGCAAUCCAGCUACCAUUACGAUAUUUUUGCCCAUACUAGCUCCUUUGGCUGAAGCCAUUCAUGUGAACCCACUUUUCAUUUUGAUACCUGCUACCUUGUGUACUUCCUUUGCAUUCCUGCUUCCUGUAGCAAACCCGGCCAAUGCCAUCGUAUUUUCAUAUGGUCAUUUAACUGUUAUGGACAUGGUGAAAGCUGGUUUGGGCAUUAAUAUCAUUGGAGUUGCUGUAGUUAUGCUUGCAAUUAUGACCUGGAUAGUGCCUAUAUUUGAUCUCUACACUUACCCAAGUUGGGCACCAGACAUUUCUUAUGGAAAUACCACUGGGCUGUAAAAAAAAAUCAAAAAUCCUGGGGAUUGGUUUGUAUUGGUUUUGUUUCUUUUCUUUUUCACUGACACGUGGUGAGUCACUUAAAAUAUUUUUUAUCACCACAAUAGGGAACCACAUUACUAUAAAUGCCAUGUUUCACAGUCCCAGAGGCUGAUGAUCCAGUUUGAGAGUCUAAUCAGGAAGAGUGCUGGACUGUCUAGAUAUCAUAAAAUUAGAUCAAGCUUCUAAUCUAGUUCAGCUAGCCUGAACUUUUAUCUCUUCAUGUUAUGAAGAAAAAAAUAAAUGUUUAUAGCCAUUAUCACUGGCAGUUUGCCCCCAUUCUCAGGGUAGCAGAGUAAUGAGAUUUAAAUGUUAUUAUUUCAAACACAUUUUCCUACUAUUUGCUAAUAUCUGGGGUUUGUCCAAGAACAUAAUGGUUUUCUGCUUUCUAGAUUCAAAUGCUGUUUGAAUGAAAUGGUGUUGAUCACAAACAAAAGAUCAGGCGUGGGAUUGUCUUGAAAACAUAGUUUACAGACCUGUCAAAAAAUGCACGGAAAAUGGAGAAGAGCAGCAUGACCACUUACACAGCACUUUAUCUGUUAAGCACCUUGUAAUUUGGAAGGAGAAUAUAUACUUAGGCAUAUGUUUAGUCUACCUCCUUCCAGGACCGCACCGAAACAUGUUGUUGUUAUUCAGUAUUUUUCUGGAUAGACAAGUAUUGAUAGAUCAGAGUUGAUCUAUAUGAAUGGAGACUAAAUUAUCAUUACGCCUCUCUGCCAAAAGUAGAGAUAUAUCUCCUUGAUUAAUGAAAGCACAAGAUAGAAUGAUGAAGAUGUGACACUCAAUCCAUCAAUGAAGACUACUACAGUGCAGCUUCAACUGGAAGUUCAUGGUCUCUACAGGACAGGUGGCAGUUUAAGAGUUCUAGACUGUGUUAAUGUUGGAAACACAAAACGGCAAUGUAGUCAAAAUGGAAGUUUGAAGUUCAAAGAUCUAUUCAAAUAAUGAUGUUUUAUAUGGUUGUUACAUGUUUUUCACUGUGAGGACUACAGGAUUGUUCUUUUCAUCUGUUGGGAGGACUAGUGACAAUUUAUAAAGAGCGUUUAGUUAAUCGUUGGAACCAAAGCUGCAUGUAUUUACCUUGGGUCAUCCCCUGGGGCACCUUUGUGAUGGUUGUAAACCAUAAUCUGUCUUUUAUUGUAAAUUAUCCACUUUUCCAAACAACAACAACAAAAAAGCUCUUUUGUUUUGAUUAGAUGGUUUACAUCUAUUUUUGAUAGUGCAUAUUUAGAGAUGUCAGUCAUGACUUUUAUAGUGCCAGAACACAGUAUAUGGGAUUGUUGUAUAUGUAGUUUUUUCCAUUAGCUACUGCUUGCAGAUUCAGCUGCAAUGAGUUAUUAAAGAAGCACUUUUUCUUAAUGAUGAAGGUUUUUUGUAAGUAAUUGUUAUCUGUACAUGCCACCAUACUUUUCAUCCUGAAGGCUGCUGCUAUCUCUUUAGGAUGGCUAUCUACCUUUUAUUUCCCUUUUUUUGUAUUUUUUAUACAGUGCUUGGCAGAGUCAGGCUACAUCCAUGACCAGGCCAAUCAGGAGCUGCCAAUAUACAAGUGGUUCCCUAUACAAGUGUUUAACUGAUCCCCUGUAGUAAUGACUGUGAUUACAGAAAUGCAACACCUGGCCAAAUGAAGCCUCUAACUCAUCAGGUACUAGAAGGAAACGCUUAUGCAAGUAGCUAACCCAAGACAUGUGUCUUGGACUGUAUUAUACGGUGUCUUUCAAGAAGAAUGUACAACACAGAAACAAGUAGCUCACCGUUUAUGUAGGCUUUUGGUCCUGCAGGUAUAGAGAGGAGAACCAGCUAAGAGAGUGUUCUUACUUUAAGGUUCCCCGGUAUUGCUUUUCCAGCUGUCAGUAAUUUUCCAAUUAUUCAAGAGUGCUGGAAACAGUGAAUCAUAGAAUAUUUCAAGUGUAAGGGAUUUCAGAAGACCGUCUCAUCCAACCUUGAUCAAAGCAAGGUUAGCACUGAAUGCAGACCAGGGAUUUGUUUAGUCACUUCCUGAAAAUCUCCAAGAUGCAGACUGCACAUCUUCCCUGGGUAAUGUUCUCCAGUGCUUUGCUGUCCUUGUGGUGAAAUGUUUUGUCUUUAAACAUAUGAACAAACGUAUAUUCAUUUUAGUGGAAUAGACUAAUUUUUCCUUCCUUUUUUUGGGACAGAAUUUUUUCUAGGUGUAAAACUGGUUGUUGUUUUUUUUUAUUGAAACAUGAAAAAGGGGAACAAUCCUCUCUGUGACCUUACAUUCAUGACUCCCAGUGGACAUGAUGUUUUCAAUCUCCACUGGUCUGUCUGCCCUACAAAGUAUAAAGUAUUAUAACCAUGUGGCAACUGUUUUUCAGACAGAGGAAAUUUGCUGACUGCUUAUGAGCUGUCCCCCAGUUUUAUUAAUGUUCAUGGUACGGAAUUGGCUGGUGUAACCUCAGCCUUGAAUAUGACAUUGAGGUCUGCAGAAGUCCAUGAAUGCACUGCUCUGUAAAAUCAUGCUUUGACACCUGUAUUCUCUCCUCAAGUUGCAUAUCUUCAUGGAAGAAAAUAAUGAUUAUGCACCAUUUAAGAGAACUCUUUAGAAGUUGUCAGCUGCAGUGUAAGCUGAAGCUCGAUUUGUGCCCAAUCGUUUUGAGCUGUUCGUUUGCUCUACGUUUUGCUUUAUUCAUAGGAUCAUAGGUAAUAUGAUAAGAAAGGCCCUCACAUAACACAGACCACCGAAUUUCCCUAGACUACGUUUUCAGGACAGCCAGUGUGACAAAGUAUUUUAGUAAAUAAAAAAGAAGAUUCAAAUUGUUUAACGAAAGAUGCACUUCUAAAAACUAUUUUCACUACAACCUGUGUAUGCAGUGGAUAAUACGCAGAAAGAGAAGGGAGGGAUUUGUAAUGAAAGUUAGUUAAUCAUCUGUUGGGCCAUGUGCAUUUAUAAGGUAUCAAAAUGAAACACAGAAUUAUAAAUAAACUUACUGUCAGUGACCAGUAUCUUAACUGUCAUAAUGUGACAAUUAGUACAAAAGUGAAACAAUCAAGCAUGAGGUUUUGAGAGACUGUAUCUUGUAAGUAAACCAGUCAUGAAUAAAGGAGUUGGUAGUAGUGGGAAAGUAGGGUUCCACCAGGAUUUUUUUUCUCUUGUUUUGCUAAAAGUUUAAAGAACAGGUCAGACACAAUCUCUGAGCUGAGUUGUUAUUAUUAUUGCUGACUUAUUUUUAAAACUUUUAAGAAUCUUUUAAGUCAAAAUGAACAACUCUGCAGUGCGGAGACUAAUAUUGCUAGAACUUCCUCACCUAAGAGUGUUGAAAUGGAGGAAAAAGAGAAUUUCAACAUCGUUGGCUCUCUGUGUACCCGAUGGGGUAUUUGGCUCUGACUGCCAGCACUGAGCACCGUGCUGGCUGCCAGCACAAAAAGUGCUUUUCAUAUGUCACUAUUAUAGUCAUUGCUUUGUCCAGAGUUUGUGUGUAAUGUGAUGAAUGGUGGAAAUGCAUCUGUAAUUAUUUUAAGAGUUGAUUAAUAUAUGAUGACUGCAUUAACUAUUUGUAAAUUUCUUUGUGCAUAAUUUUUAUAUAAAAUAGUGUGUUUUUUCUUUGUCUCAGCCAAGUCUAAUUAGUCUACUGUAUUAGUACUUAAGUAAUAUUUAUGACUUACUAUUUAUUUGUGGUGUCAUUCCCGCUGAAUUAAAUGGAUCCUUUGCCCUGUAUUUCAUUAGGGGAGAUAUGCCAGGUCAUUGUUCUCCUUUUCUAUGGCCAUGCUGUAUUUAAUACACUUUUCACUUUGCUUUUGGAAGAUGUGCUUUUUAGAUUACCAGAAACCACAAAACAAGUGAAUGCUGGAAAAAGCUUCUUAACUGUUCUAUUACUACAAUGAGAUAGUCAGAUCAAUCUUGCAUGGAAAUCCUCUUAUGUACUUUUGAAACGAAAUAUCUGUGUUUGUUUACUGCAAGACUCUUGCUUGUUUAAUGCCACCCAGCCUGUAGCCCGAGGGCUCACUGAGGAGCACAGCAGCUUAGGAAGAGUGUAGCAAAAAAAAAAAAAGCCUCAUACCCUUGAUCUUACAACUUUUUGACUAGGUGUAGACACCAAGCUGGUUUGCAUAUUAAUUACAACAAUCAAAAGACUAUUGUAUGUUAUGUGCAGUUUCUGGUAGGACCAGAAGGCUUCUAGUGACCCCUUAAGAUGCAGAGAUGCCCGUUGCUGGCCCCCUCUCCUACCCUGCCGUUGGCAGCCCACAGGAGGAUGCCAGAUGCCCUGAUGAUGACACCUUGUUGCCCCAGAGCUCCCAAGGCUGAGGAUAUUCCCCAGGGGCAAGGUCUGCACAGAUUUCAGUUUGUUUUGCAGCUAUUAGUGAUAAAUCAUAACUUCAGUUACCGGCUUAGUUCAUUGUCUCUGCAAAGUUGAUUCGAUGAUUUAUGGUUUUGAACAAUUAGUGAAGUCUUGUCAGUGUUAUUCCUUAAUAUUUUUGCCUUGUGUGUUCGGAAGCUGUUGUAUGUUACUUUACCUGCACAAUAUUCAAUUUCUGUACAACUUUCCUUUACAAUGCUGUUCUACUAAUUUUAAAACAAAUAUUUCCCAAAUGCUGUGAUGUCCAACUUGCAUUUAGUGAUAAAUUAUGAAGAGCUAAAAUUGUGUUCUUUCUUAUCUGUCAAUAAAAGUGCCUGAGAUUUCUUAA
Messenger RNA from Calidris pugnax (ruff), 6632 nucleotides. RefSeq names its product solute carrier family 13 (sodium/sulfate symporter), member 1 (gene SLC13A1). The coding region runs from base 135 to 1955 and encodes 606 amino acids. NCBI's taxonomy places the organism in Eukaryota, Metazoa, Chordata, Aves, Charadriiformes, Scolopacidae. Gene Ontology annotation, cellular component: membrane. Gene Ontology annotation, molecular function: sodium:sulfate symporter activity. The record is from RefSeq and is a predicted model, not a curated record. The transcript is spliced from 16 exons. Gene Ontology annotation, biological process: monoatomic anion transmembrane transport.